Messenger RNA from Notolabrus celidotus (New Zealand spotty), 510 nucleotides. RefSeq names its product histone H2B 1/2-like. The record is from RefSeq and is a predicted model, not a curated record. NCBI's taxonomy places the organism in Eukaryota, Metazoa, Chordata, Actinopteri, Labriformes, Labridae. Gene Ontology annotation, molecular function: protein heterodimerization activity; structural constituent of chromatin; DNA binding. The transcript has a single exon. Bases 16 to 384 code for a protein of 122 amino acids. Gene Ontology annotation, cellular component: nucleosome.
UCUAACUAGAACAAGAUGCCUGAGCCAGCGAAAGCACCCAAGAAGGGCGCUAAGAAAGCCGCCCCUAAGGCCAACAAGAGUGGCAAGAAGAGGAGGAGGACCAGGAAGGAGAGCUAUGCCAUCUACGUGUACAAGGUCAUGAAGCAGGUCCAUCCCGACACCGGGAUCUCCUCCAAGGCCAUGGGCAUCAUGAACUGCUUUGUGAGUGAUAUCUUUGAGCGCAUCGCCGGUGAGGCCUCCCGUUUGGCUCACUACAACAAGCGUUCCACCAUCACCUCCAGGGAGAUCCAGACCGCCGUCCGCCUGCUGCUGCCCGGGGAGCUUGCCAAGCACGCCGUGUCUGAGGGCACCAAGGCUGUGACCAAGUACACCAGCUCCAAGUAACACUGCUGUGAACCAGCAACCCCCAAAAGGUCCUUUUCAGGACCACCCACAUCACACUAACAGAGCUGAAGUCCCAGAUAUUACGCAACACUGAAACAAACCGGGAUACUUCUGAUGAAGAGAUAU